Molecule: messenger RNA, 2095 nt
Organism: Zymoseptoria tritici IPO323
Lineage: Eukaryota; Fungi; Ascomycota; Dothideomycetes; Mycosphaerellales; Mycosphaerellaceae
Exons: 2
Coding region: 299-1981 (560 amino acids)
Biological process (GO): carbohydrate transport; transmembrane transport
Cellular component (GO): membrane
Molecular function (GO): carbohydrate:proton symporter activity
Source: RefSeq, a predicted model, not a curated record
GCGCUCCGGCUCCGCCUCCUACGACGAAGACGAUUACGACGACGACGAAGACGACUUCUCCCUCUGGAGUGACACCGGCGAUCUAGUGGAUCAGCUCGGCGACGCAGAAGACCCGCUCGCAGCCCACCUUCGCUCGGCCGUCGACGACCGCGGACGCCCACGACAUUCGAAACGAGUCCGCUUUCCCUCGAACGAGAAAGAACGCCAAUCUGGCGUCGAUAUAAAGAAGGAAGACAUUCGAGUGCCCAGUCCUGCUCCCCUACCGCUGAGUUGGGGACAGAGAUUGCUGGCUAGGACCAUGGCUCCCAAUGAUUCGUCCUCGCGCAUGCACGGCCUGCAUGGCAAGAAGCUGAUAUACUUCCUGUCCAUCUUCGUGUCGUUGGGUGUGUUCUUGUUUGGUUAUGAUCAGGGUGUGAUGUCCGGUAUCAUUACCGGGCCUUACUUCAAGGACUACUUCAACCAACCUUCACCAGCUGAGAUUGGCACUAUGGUGGCUAUCUUGGAGGUGGGAGCCUUCAUAUCCUCGAUAUCGGUCGGACGCAUUGGGGACAUGAUUGGGCGGAGAAAGACAAUCUUAUACGGAGCAUUGGUUUUCGUUGUGGGUGGAGCGAUUCAAGCAUUCGCAACUGGUAUGCCCAUGAUGUUGCUGGGCAGGAUCAUUGCUGGUCUAGGGGUGGGAGCGUUGAGCACGAUUGUGCCGGUAUAUCAGAGUGAGAUCAGCCCGCCGCACAACCGCGGCAAGCUGGCGUGCAUUGAGUUCUCUGGAAACGUCUUUGGAUACAUGUGCAGUGUCUGGGUGGACUACUUCUCCAGCUACAUCAAGAGUGACUGGGCAUGGAGGCUACCAUUGCUGAUGCAAGUCGUGAUGGGAGGUCUGCUUGCUGUUGGAUCAUUUCUCAUCGUCGAGUCACCGCGAUGGCUGCUCGACAAUGAUCACGACGAGGAAGGCAUCGUUGUCAUUGCAAACCUCUACGGAAAAGGCGACAUCCACAACCAAAAGGCUCGGGACGAGUACCGCGAGAUCAAGAUGAACGUUCUGCUUCAGCGACAAGAAGGAGAGCGAUCUUACAAAGACAUGUUCAAAAGAUACUCCAGACGUGUCUUCAUCGCCAUGUCUGCGCAAGCCCUUGCUCAGCUCAACGGCAUCAACGUCAUUUCCUACUACGCUCCUCUGGUAUUUGAGCAAGCUGGAUGGACUGGACGAGAUGCUAUCUUGAUGACAGGAAUCAACGGAAUCACUUAUUUGGCUUCGACAAUUCCUCCUUGGUACCUGGUCGACCGCCUCGGCCGCCGUUUCAUCCUGCUCUCAGGAGCCGUGGCCAUGAUCAUCUCACUCUCCGCGAUCUCAUACUUCAUCUACAUCGACAUCAAACUCACGCCGCGCUUGGUGGUCAUAUUUGUCAUGAUUUACAACGCGGCCUUUGGGUACUCUUGGGGUCCCAUUCCUUGGCUGUAUCCGCCGGAGAUUCUACCACUCAGCAUCAGAGCGAAGGGUGCAAGUCUAUCGACGGCAUCCAACUGGGCUUUCAACUGGUUGGUGGGAGAGAUGACACCGAUUCUGCAACAGUGGAUAAAGUGGCGCCUGUAUUUGGUGCACGCAUUUUUCUGUGCAGUCAGUUUCGUUGUCGUCUACUUCCUCUAUCCCGAGACUGCCAAUGUGCGUUUGGAAGACAUGAACUCACUUUUCGGAGACGCUACCACUGUCGCGCCCACACCGGAAACUCUCGCAGAAGCAGAAUCACUCUUCAGCGGUAAUCGCUCUCCGUCAUCGUUCCGACUAGGCAACCAGGACGACGAGGUACCAGACAUGGACUUGCAGCCUCCAGACGUCGACAUUCAAGACGGCAAGCCCAUCUUGAAUGAGCGCGGAGAAGGUGUCGGAGGCUGGAUCAGCAACGUGGUCAAGCGCGCCAAAGGCGAGGACCCCAACACUCAAGGUGGCAGUGGGAGGUACAAGCGUGUUGGUCAGGACUAUGAUUAGAGAGCAGGGCCGGUACAUUGUGUGACAAAGCAAUUAAGCGUGAUGCGAUAGAAAAGAGGCGACAUACGCCAACUUGAAUAGACAGACCUGGAGAUGUACAACAUGUAGAGAUCC